AUGAACAAAAACCCGUAUGAUCCUGAUGCAAUCUUGAUUUCUUUUCACCGGAGGAUGGUUAGAAGCGUUGCUGGAAAGCAUUCUGGGAAACACAAUCUGGGACAGAAAACGCCCAUUCAUCACAAUAAAGCGCGGCAGAGCGUAAUAAAAAAGCAAACAACUCCCAACUAUCUGACAGGAUCAGAUAACGUACCUGCUGGAAUGACCAACGUGAAGCAACCCGGAGGUUCCUUAACUGCUGCUGUUGGAGAUGGAAAAACUGACGACACAUCGGCCAUUCAGGCCAUCGUUAAACACGUUGCAGGUUCCACAAACAACAAGGUUUUUUUCCCUCGUGGUGAGUACCUGGUCAGCAGUGAUAUUACUAUAAGUGGCUCAGUGGAAUUGCAUGGAACCCAGAGUGGUAUUGCAGUUAUCAAGGCGUCGAUUCCAUAUGCCAUAGAAAUACAGAAUGCUUCACCAGUAAAGCGUGUUUCACUGAAGUAUCUGUAUCUCGACGGAAUUCUUGUAGUAUUUGAUGGUCAAACUAAAGGGCCAUCAUCUACAGGUGACAUUACAAUAGAGAGCUGUGUAUUCUUUUCAUCGGUAAGUCCAACUGCAAGCAACGGACGGAAACGGCAACUGGUGAUGAUGGAGCUUGGAAACAGUCGUGUUUACAAAAACGUCUUUUUACGUGAUUCAGGUGCAUAUGGAGUUGCUUCCAGAUUUAGAAGUACUUUGAGCGUUUGGGUAAUUGACAACGUAUGUGGACUUGAGCUAAGUAAACUAGAGUGGUUGUCUUCCAAAGUUGAGCCAGUAUCCCAUUGGCGAGAUCAAAAACAGAAAUUAGAGUUCCUGAAGACUCGUUACAAUCUUAAAUCUGACCAAGGCUACUUUAAAAGUUGUCUUUAUGACCAGUGUGACAGAAAAAUGAAAAUAGCGGAAAAUAUAUUCAACGGAAGUCCCAAUACCGGAAAGCAUAGAGACCACGCCAUGUACCUGAAAGGGUUUGAUAACAUGGAAGUGAAAAGCAAUUAUGUCAGAGGUUGGCCUGCGAAUCCAUCAGGUGGUAUCAAAGUUCGAAAUGGAAAAAAUCUUUGGCUUGCUCGUAAUUACGUCGACGACACAGGCAUUUUGUUGUAUUCACACAGAAAACGCAAGGCCUGUCUUCAUGAUGGUCUCAAGAACGUGAUCAUCUACGGAAAUCACCUGGUACAGCGAACGAGACCAGGCAGACGAGAAAGCAGUUUAAGCUAUUAUGAACCCCACUCGGUUGGAAAGGAUGAGAAUAUCAAGUACUCUGCUAACGUAUUUGAGAUCGUUGGGUUCAGUAACCCGACUAAGUACAGAUGCAUUUGGCUGACCAAUGGUAAUCCGUCUCAACAUCAUGUGUACAAAGACAACGUGUAUCAUGGGACUUCGACGACUGUGAAGCUGCAAGCGAGGGGAGGUACUCCAUCAUACGAAACAAGGGACAUCGACCAGAAAAUCAAAGAUCUGUACAACUAUCCAGUAUACAAACUAGACAUUCCACCUUAUUAAACUAUGUACUUGCACACAUUAUCAGAAAAGUUGUAAAAGUUAACCGUUCACGCUCUAACAUCAGUAUACAAGUUCUUUGCAGCACUUGAGACGUCUUGUACUGCCUGACAUAAAUUACCAAGUCGUUGUGCUAUAAUUUCGUCUCAUUUAAAAUUUGGUGGCGUGCUUUUCAUCGAUAUUUUAUUUAAGGUAUUUUUCGCCAAUAAAUUUCUUUGCAGUAAAGGCACUUUACGGGGGUUGAUAUGGUACCUGAUAAGGAACCAACCAUCAUCUUAUUUGACGAUACCUUCCAAUAAGGAUUCACACAUGUCACUGAUAUCUCUAGUGUAGCCAAUACACAUAUAACUAAUUCAAAUUUAUUUUAUUUCAGGAGUAGCAAGCAGAGUAGGCGUAAUUUUCAGGCGAGCGAGUGCUCAGUGUUUUCUUCGC
This is a messenger RNA of Pocillopora verrucosa, 1950 nucleotides long. RefSeq lists its product as uncharacterized. The record is from RefSeq and is a predicted model, not a curated record. NCBI's taxonomy places the organism in Eukaryota, Metazoa, Cnidaria, Anthozoa, Scleractinia, Pocilloporidae.